Sciurus carolinensis (gray squirrel) is the source of this 1363-nucleotide messenger RNA. It is a transcript of the gene Plekhj1, whose product is annotated as pleckstrin homology domain containing J1. Gene Ontology annotation, cellular component: trans-Golgi network; early endosome; recycling endosome. Lineage: Eukaryota; Metazoa; Chordata; Mammalia; Rodentia; Sciuridae. Bases 470 to 940 code for a protein of 156 amino acids. The record is from RefSeq and is a predicted model, not a curated record. The transcript is spliced from 4 exons. Gene Ontology annotation, biological process: retrograde transport, endosome to Golgi; receptor recycling; endosome organization.
UGCAGGCUUGAGACGGAAGGGCGCGUGCGCACAACGCUCGCAACGAACUCGUUCUGCUCUAAGUCGCGCAGUACUGGUUGUCGCGAGUGGGCGCCCUCAGACGCUCCCGGAAACGCAAUGGUUCCCUCUGCCUGCACCUGUACGCCUCAGGAAAGGGCACUGCCCGUCAAAGGGUUUGCUGUGAAACAGAUUCCAUCCCAAGCUCAGCCUAUUUCAGGACUUUAUAAAGGCUGCUGAGCUCCCCCGCUGGCCCUGCAUCCUGCACAGGCCCCGCAUGCCAGCGCCACGCAGCGGCUGACGGAGGGACCGGCCGCCCGCGGAGCGCAGGCGCACUGGCUCCUUCGGGACUUCCGGGAUAGCUCCCUGAGACUUCUGUGGCGCGGGCCGCGGCGCGAGCGCGGACGGCGGCCGGGAGCGGGGAGAGGCGCGCGCUGCGCAUUCUGGCUCCCGUGUCCCCGCGGUGCCAGCCAUGCGCUACAACGAGAAGGAGCUGCGGGCGCUGUCCCGGCAGCCGGCGGAGUUGGCGGCGGAGCUGGGCAUGCGGGGGCCCAAGAAGGGCAGCGUGGCCAAGCGGCGGCUGGUGAAGCUGGUGGUCAACUUCCUCUUCUACUUCCGGACGGACGAGGCCGAGGUAGGGGCGCGGGCGCCGAGGGGGGACCCGCGCGGGCGGCCGGCGCUCACGCCCGUGUCUCGCGCAGCCCCUCGGAGCCCUGCUGCUGGAGCGCUGCAGAGUCGCGCAGGAAGAGCCCGGCGGCUUCUCCAUCACUACGAGUACAUGCGGAGAAGCCUCAUCUUCUACAGGAAUGAGAUACAGAAGAUGACAGGCAAGGACCCCCUGGAGCAGUUCGGCAUAUCCGAGGAGACCAGGUUCCAGCUGAGCAGCUUGCCGAGAGAUGGGCAGUCAGCUAGGGUCAGCUCCCGGCUGGAUGAGCUGGACUGACCCUGAGCUGGGCCCCCUGCCCUGGGUUCCUGCCCACAACUGGGUCUGCAGUGGGAGGUGCUUUGGCCUAAAGCUGUCCAAAGCCCGAGGGUGGGUGGGGUGGACAGGGACUGCCUCUUGAGAAGCUGCACAGCGCGCCCCUCCCUCCCAACUUGGGAUCCACCAGAUAGGUCUGGCACCACAGCGUCACAUGCCCCCGCCCGGUCUCUCAGGUGCACCAUCGAGGGCCUGCUGGGCACCUGACUGGCACAACCCUGCUGUUCAUGCCAGCUGAAUGUACGAAGCUAGGUGAAGCUGUGAAUGGUGAGGGGUCUCCCUCAACCAGCCGUGAACUUGACUCCUGCUGAUGGGGCCAGCCCCUGGCACUGGUCUCCAGGUGGCCAAGCUCGCUCUGUUCAAUAAAGGUACCUCUUUUCCAGACCA